This is a messenger RNA of Endocarpon pusillum Z07020, 396 nucleotides long. RefSeq lists its product as uncharacterized. The coding region runs from base 1 to 396 and encodes 131 amino acids. The record is from RefSeq and is a predicted model, not a curated record. NCBI's taxonomy places the organism in Eukaryota, Fungi, Ascomycota, Eurotiomycetes, Verrucariales, Verrucariaceae. The transcript has a single exon.
AUGGCAGGCCUGCCAUCAGACAUCAAAGAUCAUACCCUCCAGGGAGUCUCUUGUCAAAUGGCGAAAGACCCAGCACACAAGCCGUUGCAGCCUCUGCAAACCGCCCAGCAUCCCACCCACGCUACCACUGGCAUAUCCGACGAGGCAGCAAAGACCGCUCAUGACUUCAUCUCCUCGACAACGAGACGCAUGUCUGACGCUCAGUCUCCGCACUCGCCAGGACUGACGGACGAGCUUCUGCAACAGACACACGUGUUCUGGGACUCGAAUGCCACGAGGAGGAAGAGCCAUAGCAAGUACCUGCCGGAUGAGACAUUGCCGGGGAUGACGGAUCAGGUUGUCGAGGAGGUGUCCGUAUUUGUUGAGGCAGCGGAAGGAGAGGCCCAUUAUGACUGA